GCCUUUUUACAAAUCAAACGAGGCGCUUUAUCUUGACCUGAACUCUUCUUCUACAAGAGACAAAGCAGAAUGCGAAUCCGAUCUGUCACAGCGAGACUGAACCUGAAAUAACAGCACGUCUACAACGCAGACGGCGACAAACGCCCUGUGGGCUGCGUAGAGAAGCACGGCCGGUGUGUUGUUUAUAUCCCGGGCGGCCCGGCGCCGUGUCUUUGCUGCAAGCUCCGCCCGCCCGCCGCGCACCGCCCUGACUCCAGCGCCGCGCCGCCUCAUUCAAAACACAGCACAGCUGUUGCAGGGCGCAGCGCUGCUGCCCGAUCAAACACCGUCUUUCCGCCGUCCUCUGAUGCCCCCGCCGGAGUACCGGGAACUGGAAGAGAAAAGAGACGCACCUCGACAGGAGCCAGGCCCAGACACCGACAGGACUUGAUAGGCAGUGAGGGAGAGGAAUACCAAACAAUAGGCAACUUCACUUCUGGCAGUAUGCGCAUCUGACACAUAUCUGAGGGCCAGUCGGUCUUUCCUGCAGCUGAGGAUGAUGAAUGAUCUCCUGCGCUAAUGCUAGAUGCUGUGGGAAUGAUGGACCUCCCUAAUGGCCAAUCAAACACCACCCACAUCGCUGCAGUCUCUGAGAGCAGCAGCUCAGAAUCUCUCAGUGAUAAAGGAUCUUCGGAGCUGAAGAAGAGUUUUGAUGCUGUUGUGUUUGAUGUGUUGAAGGUCACUCCUGAAGAAUAUGCAGGCCAAAUUACACUCAUGGAUGCUCCUGUGUUCAAAGCCAUACAGCCAGAGGAGCUGUCAAGCUGUGGCUGGAACAAGAAGGAGAAGCACAGCUCUGCUCCAAAUGUUGUUGCCUUCACCCGCAGGUUCAACCAGACAAGUUUCUGGGUGGUACGAGAAAUCCUUCAUGCACAAACGUUGAAGAUCAGAGCUGAGGUGCUGAGUCUGUACAUUCGCACUGCUAAGAAAUUGUGUGACAUUAACAACCUCCAUGCAGUCAUGGCUGUGGUGUCGUCGUUACAAAGUGCUCCCAUUUUCCGGCUUACCAAAACAUGGGCGUUGUUGAGUCGAAAGGAUAAGGCAACGUUUGAUCGGCUCGACUACCUGAUGUCCAAAGAAGACAACUAUAAACGUCUGAGAGACUUCAUCAGCAGCCAGAGCAUGGUCUCUUGUAUACCAUACCUUGGGAUGUACUUGUCUGAUCUGACGUACAUAGACUCGGCCUACCCCUCCACCGGGAGCAUAUUGGAAAACGAGCAGAGAUCCAACCUAAUGAACAACAUUCUCAGAAUUAUAUCAGACCUGCAGAGAUCUUGUACCUACGACAUACCAGUGUUGCCUCACGUACAGAAGUAUUUGAACUCAGUCAGGUAUAUUGAGGAGCUGCAGAAGUUUGUGGAGGAUGAUAAUUACAAGUUGUCACAGAAGAUUGAACCAGGCACCAGCACACCACGAGCCAACGCCUCCAAAGAGGACCUCGCAGGCCAGGAAGCAUCAGCGUCUCCUCUCUGUGGUCGGAAGUGUUCAGCAGCAGAAGGAACCAAAAUCCCAGCCACGCCUCCGUCUCCCAGGAACCUGCUGCCCUAUGGACAUAGGAAGUGCCACAGCCUGGGCUACAAUUUUAUCCACAAGAUGAAUGCAGUCGAGUUUAAAAGUGCUACAUUCCCCAAUGCGGGUUCUCGCCAUCUUUUGGACGACAGCGUGUUGGAAAGCCACAGUCCCACCAGGGGCCAAGCAGAGAGCUCAACUCUGUCCAGUGGCAUUUCCCUCGGGAGCAGUGAGGGCUCGGAGCUCAGUGAAGAGAUGUCCUGGCCAGCUUUUGAGAGCAAAGAUAUGAAGACGCUUCAGCUUCCCCAGCAGCCUCAAGAGACUCGGUUCUAUCACUCUCUGGGCCCAGUGACCCGUGUGGCCCGCAUCCCGUACAGAGGAGUCCUGAGGCCCAGCAGCUCUGCUGAAUCAGAGGAACUUGCAGUUCACUUGUACCCAGGAGCAGUCACAGUGCAAGGCGUGUUGAGACGGAAGACUGUGCUCAAAGAGGGCAAGAAACCAACUGUGGCAUCUUGGACCAAAUACUGGGUGGCUCUCUGUGGAACCCAGCUUUACUACUACCCUGCCAAGUCCCUGAAGGCCACAGAGAGGAAACACUUUAAAUCCACAUCCAGCAAAAGCGUGUGUGUAGUCGGUCUCAUGGCCAUGAUGGCUGACGAUCCGGAGCAUCCUGACGUCUUCUUGCUGACAGACUCCGAACACGGUAACACCUACAAGUACCAGGCCGGGAACAGAAUGAACGCUUUGCUCUGGUUUAAACAUCUGAGUGCUGCAUGUCAAAGCAAUCGACAGCAGGUGCCAGCCAAUCUAAUGUCAUUUGAGUGACCGGUACUGAGGCUUGCGACUGAGCUAACAGGGGAGGGAUGACAAACCAGACAAGAGGAAGAGGAUGAGGAAGAGAGCCCACUCAGUAGUGGGAGCUUUCACUGCCAUGAGCCCUGACAGCCGAUUCUCCUAAUCUAGCCCCGGCCUCACUGCAGCCUCACCUGCCACCACUGCCUUAACCAGAGAUCCUUGUGUGCUUGUGUGUGAGAGAGCAAACGUGUGGAUGGUAUUGACUGUUUUGGAUGCAUUGACUACUGAACAAGGACCUGCACCACUGCUCCUGUCUCCCAUUUUCUUUGUCUUCAGUUGAGCAUUUCAGUGGAGCCGUUUUACUUGUCUUAGCACACAAACCAACUGUCCCUAUAGGUAAUUUCUUUCUUUUUUUUUGCUUAAGGGGGAAAAUAAUUUUUAUACAUACCCCUUUCCUUGCCCAAUUGUAAGAUGAAAUGUUUUUAUUCAGCUGGAAGCACACUCACAUCCCACGUAACCCAAUGGAGAUCAGAGGUUUGGAGAACACCUUCACUUUCACUCAUUACUUUCUUCACUCAAAUCACUCACAAGCUCACACACAUUUGAGGCUCUUUGAUUGCAUUGUUGUAAAUGUAAGGGCUCUGAACUGCAAUCAGGUCCAGAAGGAACAACUUUCACAUUUCCUGAAUGACUUCAAUUUUUCUUACAGAACUUCCCCCCUUUUUUGUGGAGUACUGAGUGUUUAGCGUGUGUUUGUUUGUGCAACUGUGUCGGGUUGGAUGAGGUGGAGGACUUAGUUUAAAUCAGAGCAGUCUUGUCUGUGCUUCACAUUGGUACGAUAAUCCCAGAAUCUAAGCUACAGUACAUUCACGGUUUAGCAGACCCUCAACCCGUUUCAGACCUGCGUUUCCAGUGUUUCUUUUUCCUUUUUAUUUUUUUUUUUUGGCUCUCCUUCACCUGACAUCUGCUGAGGUAGGCAAUGUUGGGCGUACUAGACUUGCACGUAGAAAAAACACUAAAGACUUAAAACUGUGAAAGAGUCCAAGAUAAAGAGCAACAAGAACUCAUAAUAUGUGAUUUAUUAUUUUAAUUUUUAUCUCCUCUGCUCUUUGUUACUUGUGGUUGGAGUUUCUGGAACAGACACUCAAAGCUAUCUGGAGCCAUACAAUCUAGUUUGUUUAUGUUGUUUUUGUUGUUUAGUUUUUCUCUUUUUUAUUCUUUUUUUUAGGAGGGAUUGGUGCAUUUCACAGUAUUACAGUGUAGUAGAUAAUUGCACAGCAAUGUAGGGUUGUCUGUUACAUUUGAAUGUUGUUUUUCUUCUAUUUUUUGAGCAUUUAUUUUGACUAUUUUAUUAACGUGUGAAUAUGUGUAUAUAUAUAUUUUUUCCCCUCAUACUAUUAAUCAGGUCAAAUUUUAGGCCCCUAAAAUAUGUGGAAAUUGCACAAGCCCCCCUGUAGUAAUAAAUGCCAAGUGAUGAUUGCAUCGCUGUUUUCCAUCAGAUUGACAAAGUGUUCAGAAAAAGGAUAUCUGCACUGUCACGGGCUAGUUUCAGUGGGAGGGAAAAAAAGUUUUUAAAAUUUCCCCUGUGGGUUGUAGAUGUGUCUGUGUGCUGCAAAAACAUGAUUGCUGUUUGCUUUUGUAAAAAAGAGAAGAAAAAAAAAAGGACCAGGAUGCUGGAAAGGACAAUUAAGAGGCCCACCUUGCCCAAUAAUAUUCAAACAUUGAAUCAACUUUUUUUGAACCACUGUUUACAUGGCAUGUUUACACAGUCUUUUACCUAAUCACAUCACUGAUUCACUUGUACUGUAGAAGUAGAACGUAUUCUGUAUAGAGUCAUUUGCCCAGCCUGGCAGUGGAGUAUGGAGACGGUUUCAGGCUGUUGAUGAAGGAUGGACGUAUCCAGUCUCACAGCACUGAUUUCUCUUCAGUCAGCUUUAGACUGUCCUCUUGCCUGGGCUCAUUUCCGGCUCAUAAAGACACCAAUGCUUUAAAUUCCCCUCAGCACAAUUUAUUGUACAAUCUAUCAAUUUAACUUGGUUUUAUUUAGGUAAAUCAUAAGUGAGUUACAGGAGAUGUUAACUAAUGGAGACAUUGUUGUAGAUAACCUGUGGAAGAAUGAAUGAGGAAGCCAAAGACGGGCUCUUGUAACGUGACAGUCGCUGCAACUGUGUGUGCAUCUGGGUGCCUGUGCACAUUCUCUAUUUUUUUAAAAGCCAUGUAAUUUAAGCCAGGUUAGGUAAACCCUUGAGUUGGCUUCGCUGCUGAGCAGUGGGAGAAGUGACCAGCUACCCGAUCAUCUGUGAAAGUAACUGCCAGCUCUUGCUACGACUCCACGCUGGGUUGAGUUGUACUGAAAGUGUGAAGAGAGGAGGACAUGCAUGCAGCAGAAACUGAACUCACCCGUCCGCACCGCCUGGGGAAAGGAGGAGGGAAUAACUGACUGGUUUUUGAUCUCUUCUGGUCACCUAAAGGGGACAAAAAGGGCUGUGAAGACACAGGCUAAAGUGGAUGAAACGGUUCAGAAUGACUGGUUGAGAGACUUUACCUGCGUUUAACCACAGAUGCUGGUUACUCUUUUUUUUUUUUUUUUUUUUCCCCAAUUUAUCAGAUCCUCUUAACCAGUCGUCAUUUGCAAAGUAUUGACUAUGUUUGCACAGUUGAGCAUGGAAUAAUGGAUGACUGGGGGCAGAAGUAGCUGGGAUGGAUAAAACUCCUAACAUGCAUCUUCCUCCUCACAUUUCUGUUCUUCGUGUUUUGCUUUAUUUGAUGUAAAUUGACAAUGAUGAAAGAAAAAGGUCAAUGAAAUGGCAACCUUUUUUAACUGAUUUGGUUAAUAGGGAUUCCCAAGUUUUGAGUUUUAUACCUAACCAGAGCAGAGAAGUGUUUUAGGGGCAUUUGUUGAAGGUUUGGUUGAAUUCAUUUGAGUUUAACUAUCUCUUUGACAUUUCCCAAGCCGUUACCUGAGUUUACAUAUACUUCUUCCUUAUUCUCUUCUGUACAGUUUAUGGUCAAAACAUUAUAGGUAAUUUCAGUAGUUUCCUGGAUUUUGAGCCAAAUCGCUACUAAUGUUGUUGCCCUUUUAUUUUUUUUGUUUAUUUGUUGUUGUUAAAGGGUGAGAGUGGAACCUUCAAGUGUUUGCCACUUUUUUUAUUUUUAUGAAGAAAUUUGAUUCCUUGCUGUAAAAUGACCUGUUCCAUUGGCCUGUGUAGUUUCCUUUAAACUGGCCACGGUGUCUGCAAAUGCACAAUUUGCCUAACUUUUCUGUGUCAACUGUAACGAGUGAAUCACCUUCUGAACUCAGUCUUUUUUUCUUUUUUUUUUUUUCAUUUUUCAAUGGCCAUGCCAAAAUAUUCAUGGGUACACAUGUAAGAGGGCAACCGGACGAAGUGUUACGUUGGUCUUUGAACCUGGCAUGGCCGUGCCUCCUGUGCACCGGUCAGGUAUCAUUCACUGUUAACCAAGGAUGGCAACAACAACGGCAGCCGUCUAUUUGAGUUGUUGAAGUGGAGGGAUAUGAUGUAUAAAUGACCUUCCCCCGGCUGUGUGUGUCUGCCUCUGCCUAUGUCAUGAUUGUGGCCAGCGCUGUGACCUCUCCUCUGAGUGAUGUGCUGCCUCGUGUGAAGACUGAACCAAUAAACACUCUGCCCUUUUUUUACUCCA
This is a messenger RNA of Cololabis saira (Pacific saury), 6000 nucleotides long. It is a transcript of the gene ralgps2, whose product is annotated as Ral GEF with PH domain and SH3 binding motif 2. The record is from RefSeq and is a predicted model, not a curated record. Gene Ontology annotation, molecular function: guanyl-nucleotide exchange factor activity. NCBI's taxonomy places the organism in Eukaryota, Metazoa, Chordata, Actinopteri, Beloniformes, Belonidae. Gene Ontology annotation, cellular component: plasma membrane. The coding region runs from base 559 to 2370 and encodes 603 amino acids. Gene Ontology annotation, biological process: Ras protein signal transduction; positive regulation of GTPase activity. The transcript has 22 exons.